AUGGGCCUGGGGCUGACCUCAAGCAGCAGUGAGGGGCCCUCCUGGCCCUUUCUAGGGGCCGUGGUCGUCACCGUGCAGGGGCAGCCCCCGCAGGUGCAGCCGCUGCAGCUGCUGGACGCCUCCUGGUACCUGCCCAAGCUGGGCCGCGACGCGCGCCGCGAGUUCGAGGAGCGGCACAUCCCGGGGGCGGCCUUUUUUGACAUCGACCAGUGCAGCGACCGCACCUCGCCCUACGACCACAUGCUGCCCAGCGCCGCACACUUCGCGGAGUACGUGGGCCACCUGGGCGUGGGCGCCGACACCCACGUGGUGGUUUACGACGCCAGCGACCAGGGCCUGUACGCGGCGCCGCGCGUCUGGUGGAUGUUCCGCGUGUUUGGCCACCGCGCCGUGUCCCUGCUGGACGACCUGGAGUCCCGGCGCUUCCAGGUGGUGGACGCCCGAGCCGCCGGCCGCGCCCAGGGCACCGAGCCGGAGCCCCGAGACGGCAUCGAACCUGGCCACAUCCCCGGCACCGUGAAUAUCCCCUUCACGGACUUCAUGACCACGGAGGGCCUGGAGAAGACGCCCGAGGAGAUCCGCCGCAUGUUCCAGGACAAGAAGGUGGACCUGUCCCAGCCUCUGGUGGCCACGUGUGGCUCCGGCGUCACAGCCUGCCACGUGGCACUGGGGGCCUACCUCUGCGGCAAGCCCGACGUGGCCAUCUACGACGGCUCCUGGGUGGAGUGGUACAUGCGGGCCCAGCCCGAGGAGGUCAUCUCCGAGGGCCGGGGGAAGACCCGCUGAGAUGGGCGGGAUGUGACACGGGAAUCUCCGGUGACGCCGGCCACCAGCUGUGCCCAGCCUGCUUGUUCUCAAGCUGUUUUCACCAGAAAAGCAUCUCUUCCUCCAACUCAGGCGGCGCAGGGGGUGACAUCCCAGAGGCCAGGAGUUCUUUUGACUGGUGGGCUCCCAGGAGAGAAGGUGGAGGAGGUGGUGGUGGGUAGGGGGGAGGGGGGGGCGCCACCCACAUGGUGCUGAGCUGGGCUCCACCUCCCUUCGGUUUCACUUUUGAGGAAAUAAAACAGCCACGUGCUAAGUGCUUCUAA
Molecule: messenger RNA, 1088 nt
Organism: Myotis davidii
Lineage: Eukaryota; Metazoa; Chordata; Mammalia; Chiroptera; Vespertilionidae
Gene: MPST
Product: mercaptopyruvate sulfurtransferase
Exons: 5
Coding region: 1-786 (261 amino acids)
Biological process (GO): transsulfuration
Cellular component (GO): mitochondrion
Molecular function (GO): thiosulfate-cyanide sulfurtransferase activity
Source: RefSeq, a predicted model, not a curated record